Molecule: messenger RNA, 444 nt
Organism: Fraxinus pennsylvanica
Lineage: Eukaryota; Viridiplantae; Streptophyta; Magnoliopsida; Lamiales; Oleaceae
Source: the annotation of a GenBank genome assembly
AUGUCUGGUGCAUCAUGGAAGAAAACACCCGAGAGGCCAUAUCUAGAAAUCAAUGUUGAGAAAUGGCAUGCAACCACAAGAAGUAAAACAGAUAUCCCCAAAGGGGACAUGACUGAUUUUAUGUUAAUAGCAACUGGAGCACCAACACAAAUAGCAGUCACAAACACCGAAAGUGGAGGCAGAAGUGGCCGGAUGACAUUGCACAUUCGAGGAAAGAAUCUGUAUACACAAGUCAAUGUAGUUUCGGUCUUACCUACAUUGACUUGUGUAUACAGAUUCUUUCCUCGAAUGUGCAAUGCCAUCCGGCCACUUCUGCCUCCACUUUCGGUGUUUGUGACUGCUAUUUGUGUUGGUGCUCCAGUUGCUAUUAACAUAAAAUCAGUCAUGUCCCCUUUGGGGAUAUCUGUUUUACUUCUUGUGUUGCAUGCCAUUUCUCAACAUUGA